This is a messenger RNA of Verticillium nonalfalfae, 591 nucleotides long. RefSeq lists its product as uncharacterized. The transcript has a single exon. The record is from RefSeq and is a predicted model, not a curated record. The coding region runs from base 1 to 591 and encodes 196 amino acids. NCBI's taxonomy places the organism in Eukaryota, Fungi, Ascomycota, Sordariomycetes, Glomerellales, Plectosphaerellaceae.
AUGGCAUCAACGACGACACGUCCCCAUGCAGGCCCGGCCGCAGCCUCCAAGCCGCCGCAGCUGCCGCCCAACGUCACCAUCUUCUCGCCCGAGUCCCCGUCCGCCGCGGACGCCCUCCUUCGGGGCCGCAUCUUCACGCGCCUCACCACCACGGCCGCCACGACCCCGGCGCAGCUGGCUGCCGUGCUGAGGAGGAUACAAACGCCGCCAGCGACGGCUGGCGGGUCGUUCUGCCAUGCGUACAAUGGCGGCAUGUUACUCUUUGACGGCGGCGACGCGGCGCCACAGGAGGAGGACGAGGAGGACGACGACGAGGGAGAGGACGAAGAGCUGCUGGAUGCGCACCAUGAGCAUUUUCGCGCCGUGUGCUUGGCGCUCAAGGACGAGGAUGUCGACCUCGACGUGUCGGGAUGCGUGUUUGACGCAAAGAGUGUUCUGCAGGCGGGGUUCCAGCUUGAUGCACUGAGUCCGGGGGCGGUGCUGGUGAUUGAUCUGGUGGACAAUGACGACGAUGAUGAUGACGAUGCGGAAGACGACGACGAUGAAGAGGUGACCGAGGAGAGCCUGGGGGCUCUGGGGAUGACGUCUUGA